CUUCAUUUUACUCAUAAGCAUUUUACCCACUCAUAUCAUCAAAAGAGGGGGUGGAGAGGAAGCUAUGUCAAAUUGAUUAGAAACAAUACAUUUAUACUUACUACACAUUAUCUCACGUCAAAAAUUGUUCCGGCCAAGCCGUAAAAAUUAUCUCAGAAAACCCGAAUUGUUUUGGCUACUUCUUCCUGCUCAUCCCUGCCUCCAUGAGCUCCUUGCAAGUAACCAACCCCAUCGCCCUGUCUCAGGCUGCGUUUGACAAAGCUGCUGAGGAAGUUAAGCACCUCAAGAGCAAGCCAGAGGACAAUGAGAUGCUGUUCCUCUACAGCCGCUACAAACAAGCCACGGUGGGUGACAUAGAUAAAGAACGGCCCGGGAUGAUGGACCUCAAAGGCAGGGCCAAGUGGGAUGCAUGGAAUGAGCUGAAAGGAACUGCCAGGGAAGACGCCAUGAAAGCUUACAUCAGCAAAGUAGAAGAACUGAAGCAAAAAUACGGAAUCUAGGGACUGGAUUUGGCUGCCAGCCCCACUUUUCAUCUACAUUGAUAAUCAUGCCUUGUUUCUCUAAUACCAUGGAUGAAGUGAAAUCAUGAAAAUGAACCCUCUUCCUGAACACUGUCCAGGAUAUGGCUCUAACGGAUUAAGAAGCUGAAAUAAAUGGUUACUCACCUUGCUGAGUAGUUUUUAUCUAUA
Molecule: messenger RNA, 689 nt
Organism: Eptesicus fuscus (big brown bat)
Lineage: Eukaryota; Metazoa; Chordata; Mammalia; Chiroptera; Vespertilionidae
Product: acyl-CoA-binding protein-like
Exons: 2
Coding region: 204-500 (98 amino acids)
Biological process (GO): fatty acid metabolic process
Cellular component (GO): mitochondrion
Molecular function (GO): fatty-acyl-CoA binding
Source: RefSeq, a predicted model, not a curated record